AACGAUACUGCCAAAACCACAUAAAACAACACUUUAAUUUACUUUGAAUGAAUAUCAAUUCUCUCAUGAUAUUUACUAUAAAACUAGUAUGAAAGGGUCAAUGCGCAAGGAGAACGUGUAAUGAAAACAGUAAGAGAUUUCUUAUCAUUUUUGCUUUAAGCUUGUUCGAAUUAAAUAUCAAAAGUAUCAAAUAAUAAGAGAUACAUUUUAUAGAUAUUCAUACUUCAAGGAUUACUGGAGUACUUAAGUUUAGGCUUGGUUUCAGUUCUCUUCCAAGGGCUUGUCCUUCACCCGCAACUUGAAAACAAACGUAUUUUCACGUCUUGAGCUUCCAAAAUGCUUUGGCUAGACCAAUAUCGUCCCAAAACGCUUUCAUCUUUAGAUUACCACAAGCAAUUAUCCGAGAGGUUGAUUUCUCUAGCAGCUACAAAUGAAUUCCCACAUUUAUUAAUUUAUGGCCCCAGCGGAGCAGGAAAAAAGACUAGAACGGUUGCUAUUUUACGUGAAUUAUACGGUCCUGGAGCAGAAAAAUUAAAAAUUGAUCAGCGAACAUUCCUAACACCAAGUAACCGUAAAAUCCAAAUUAAUAUUGUUUCAAGUUUGCACCACAUAGAGAUCACACCUAGUGAUGUUGGAAACUAUGAUCGAGUUGUCAUGCAGGAGUUGUUGAAGGACAUUGCCCAAUCUGCACAAGUUGAUUUACAGGCUAAAAAGAGAUUUAAAGUGGUGAUCAUCAACGUAGCUGAUGAAUUGACAAGAGAUGCUCAAGCGGCUCUUCGUCGGACUAUGGAGAAAUAUUCGAAUAAUAUUCGACUUAUUCUUGUUGCCAAUUCAACUUCUAAAAUUAUUGAACCCAUUCGUUCUCGAACAUUAAUGGUCCGUGUUGCUGCACCUUCGGAGUCAGAUAUUAUUAAAGUCAUGUCUCAAAUCCUUGCUACUCAAGAAUUAGAAGCGCCGGCUUCUCUUCUCGAAAAAAUAGCUAAUAAUUGCAGUCGGAAUUUAAGAAAAGCCAUCUUAUUGUUAGAAACUAUACAUGCAAAGUCACCUCAUAAUCGUCAGUUAACAGAUAAUGGAUCUCAGCUACCAUUACCGGACUGGCAAACGUUUAUUAUCCAAAUGGGGACUUCCAUACUUCAAGAACAAUCGCCCGCUCGAAUCUUGGUGGUACGUUCCAUGUUAUAUGAUCUCCUUUCUCAUUGUAUUCCACCAACCAUCAUUUUCAAAGAACUGCUCGGCUUCUUUUUACUGAAAGUGGAUGCUAAAAUGCAUCCCCUUCUUAUCCAAUCCGUUGCAAAUUAUGAGCACCGGGCUCGAAUGGGUAACAAAUCCAUCUUUCACCUGGAGGCAUUCGUUGCAUAUUUUAUGAAAACCUAUACCAUGAUGCUUCUGGGAAUGGAACUUCCUUCUCUAUAAAGAAUUUCGUUUUUGCUAUAGAUAUAUUUUGUUACAGAGAAAACAUCAAUGUCAGUCAUUCUUUUAUGCUCAAAAUAGAAAAGUCAGUUUUAUGCUGCUUCUGCAGAUUCAUUACGAAAAAGAUAUUCCAUAUCUACUGUCAAAGAAAUGUAAGAAAAGAAAAAAUAGAAU
Molecule: messenger RNA, 1584 nt
Organism: Schizosaccharomyces octosporus yFS286
Lineage: Eukaryota; Fungi; Ascomycota; Schizosaccharomycetes; Schizosaccharomycetales; Schizosaccharomycetaceae
Product: DNA replication factor C complex subunit Rfc5
Exons: 4
Coding region: 337-1413 (358 amino acids)
Biological process (GO): DNA repair; DNA-templated DNA replication
Cellular component (GO): DNA replication factor C complex; Rad17 RFC-like complex; Ctf18 RFC-like complex
Molecular function (GO): DNA binding; DNA clamp loader activity; ATP hydrolysis activity
Source: RefSeq, a predicted model, not a curated record